Messenger RNA from Pleuronectes platessa (European plaice), 2449 nucleotides. RefSeq names its product sirtuin 3 (gene sirt3). NCBI's taxonomy places the organism in Eukaryota, Metazoa, Chordata, Actinopteri, Pleuronectiformes, Pleuronectidae. Gene Ontology annotation, molecular function: NAD+ binding; histone deacetylase activity, NAD-dependent. The record is from RefSeq and is a predicted model, not a curated record. The transcript has 8 exons. The coding region runs from base 505 to 1521 and encodes 338 amino acids.
GUGAUGUGAAGCUAACGUCCAGGAGGGUCUGCUCUGCUGCUGCUGCCGCUAUGAAUGAUGGGAACUGCUGCGUUCAGGGUCUGCUUCCAGAAAGCGACAAAAACAAACUGCUGUAACACCUGUGAUUUAUUCACCAAGUCACCGCGGGUUUGUUUUGUUGUCACACUUCUAUUGAAGUUGUGAGUCUGUUCUCAGGAGCGCGGACCGGAUGUUAACGAUGUACUGGUCCAAUGAUGAUGUGUAUUCUCACUGCGCGUGUCCGUGAUUAAAUGUCGAAGUGAACGUGACAGACACUUCACGCUGUGCGGGGGCUGAUGGGAAAUGUAGGAGAUCUCUAGCUAGUGAAGUGGAGCCGUUAGCUAACACAGCUAGGUGGCUAACAGCCGAGCGACCGGACAUACCAGCGACAGCUAGCUUAGGCUAUAUAAACUACAGCUAGCUUAGGUUCUAUGAACUACAAGUGUCAUGUCACUGUAGUUGUGUAGUUUCCUGUAGUUGUGUAUUAUGGCUUCUCUGGUCAACUCCUCAUUAAUGUCAACGGUCAGACUGUGUGUGUGUAGGAGACUCUGCUCUGCACAGGGUCGUGCUGGGGGGGGUCUGGAUCCAGCUGCUCUGUUCAGAAACUUCUCCUGGUGCGAUGGAGCUCGAGGACUUUCCUCCCGCGGGGGCGGAGCCUCGGCCGAGCAGCUGACCCUGGAGGACAUCGCCAGAAGCCUCAGAGAGCGGCAGCACCAGCGGGUGGUGGUGAUGGCCGGCGCUGGGAUCAGUACACCGAGUGGCAUCCCUGACUUCAGGUCCCCAGGCAGCGGCCUCUAUGACAACCUGCAGCAGUACCAGCUGCCCUACGCAGAGGCCAUCUUCGAGAUCAGCUUCUUCCACCGGAACCCAAAGCCCUUCUUCGCGCUGGCCAAAGAGUUGUAUCCAGGAAAGUACCGGCCCAACCUGACCCACCACUUCGUCCGCCUGCUCCAGAAGAAGGGGCAGCUCCUCAGGAUGUACACGCAGAACAUCGACGGACUGGAGAGACUGGCAGGGAUUCCUCCUGAGCUGCUGGUCGAGGCCCACGGCACGUUCGCCACCGCCACCUGCACCGUCUGCUUGAGGAAGUACCAGGGCCAUGAUCUGAGGCCAGAUGUGAUGAGUGGGACGGUCCCUCAGUGUCCCAGCUGCAGAGGCGUGGUGAAGCCGGACAUCGUGUUCUUCGGAGAGGAGCUUCCACGGCAUUUCUUCAAGUACCUCACAGACUUUCCUCUGGCAGAUCUGCUCAUCAUCAUGGGCACGUCACUGGAGGUGGAGCCCUUCGCCAGCCUGGCGGGGGCCGUGCGCGGCUCCGUCCCUCGGCUGCUCAUCAACAGGGACGUGGUGGGCUCGUUCGCCUGGAGCCGCCGGCCGCACGACGUGGUGCAGCUCGGGGACGUGGUCAGCGGCGUGCAGGCCCUGGUGGGCGCCCUGGGCUGGACUCAGGAGUUAGACCAGAUGAUGGCUGCUGCCGAGGAGGCGACAACAAAGACCGAGGAGUGAGAACUUCUCACCUCAUGGAGCUCCAGGUUUCACCUUUCAUCACCUUCUGUGCACAUGGUUGUUGGAUCUGACAGAAGGGAGCUCAUGUCAGGGAGACUUGAAUAAUGACCUGCUGCAGUGAAACAGACGCUUCCUCAUGAACUGAAGCACAGGUGUGUUUGUUCUGCCAGUCAGUUUGUGUGUUUGUCUCAUCUCCAUCAGCCGGACAUCUCAAUGAUGCUUUCAGGAAAUCUCAAGUAUUCACUGACCUCGAGGAUGAAGUGAUGAGAAUCUGGUUAAAGGUCAAAUCAUGUUUUGGUCUCUUAAUGCGACUCUCAAGAAUUCUUAAGGGGAAUUUAUUCAACUUCGGAUCAGUUGUCACCUCAGAGGAAGUGAUUACGUUUCAAAGGUCAAAGGUCACAGGGACCUAAUAUGAAUCUGGGGGAAAGUCUGUAGAAAUGUGUAGAAGGAACUGGAUGGUGGAGGGAGACACUGGCAACAGGAAGAGAACUGAUGUAGCUCCAAUAAAAGAUCUUCUCAGACCACGAUGACCCCACAAUGAAGAUGAACAAUAUUGAUUUAUAUUUAUCUGCCUCCAGUUUGUUUUUUAAUGUUGUGUCAAAGUGCUGCAUAGAAAGUGCAUCUACACACUUUGUGUUGGCCUUUAUAUGGAAGAUCAUGAUCACAACGUGUGUGUAUAAUGUUUCAAAUUACAGGUUCAUUAAUUCCCAGUAACUGUUUGUGUGAAGCUGACACCUCUGGAAUAAGAAAAGGUCCAUUUAUCACAUACAGUAUGAAAUCUCUGCUGCAGGGAAAUUAUCCUUUUCUCUUCAGUGUCCUUCACACUUGAUCAUGUGACUUUAUGUAAAAAUGUGUAAAACCUUCCAGACCUUUAUUCUUUGGAAGAAUCUGUAGUUUUAAUCAAAGUAAAGAUGCGUUUUGUUGGGUG